Messenger RNA from Salvelinus namaycush (lake trout), 1305 nucleotides. RefSeq names its product coiled-coil domain containing 174 (gene ccdc174). The record is from RefSeq and is a predicted model, not a curated record. Gene Ontology annotation, cellular component: nucleus. Lineage: Eukaryota; Metazoa; Chordata; Actinopteri; Salmoniformes; Salmonidae.
AUGGAUAAAAAGAAAAAGCAAUAUGCAGAUACUGUACUGUACUCUUUUUUUCUGCAUCUGGUUGAUCUCAAAGCUGAACUCUACAGGAAACAAGAGCAAUUCAAACAUGAACAAUUGGGGCAAGAUGCUGGGACUAGUGCCAAAUCCCCCAAAAGCAAGAAACCUAAUGUAUGGAUCAAACAGAAUGAGGGUGUUUCAGCUCCGGCACAGAAAGUUGUGGAACAGGUGGCAGAGGAAGAGAACCAGGCAAAAUGCAAACUAGAGGAGAAAGUUAAACUGUAUGAGCAGAUGACCAAAGGAGACUUUCCUGAUGAGGAGACAGAGGGACUUUUCCUGGUGGAUUUCACCCAGAAGAUUAUUGACAAGAGAGAGAAUCAUGAACCCAGGCAAGGAAUGGGUGGACGAUCUUGGAGAUGCAUGAAGAAAGACCUACCAGGGUUCAAGAAAAUUGACCUAGACUUUCAGGGAAAAGGACGUGACCUGGCUGAGAAGGACCGACUGUCAGAGGACAUGCGUGGAGAGCUGCAGAGGUAAGCCUGGGAGAGGGAGGAGGCCAUGAACGGGCCUGUGGGACGAAUCCACUACGAGGACAUCAGGGAGCAACAGGCCCGUGAGCUGGGUGUGGGCUACUUUGCAUUUUCUCAGGACCAGGAGCAGCGCAGGACAGAGACUCUGGACAUGCUCAGACACCAGACGACAGACCAGCGCAGUAAGAGGGAGCAGUUGAAGGAGAAGAGGAAGGCUCUGCUGAACGCUCAGUUGGCCAAGGUGAGGCAAAGGAAGAUGAAGACUAAGCUGGACGGAACACAGGACAACCAGGGAGCUGGACACAACCACGAAGAGGAUGAAGCCCAUGAGGAGGCCCCUGCAGUGAAGAAGUUGGAGGUAGAGAUCCAAGAGAGGAGAGACACCAAGUCAGGAGUACCCCACGUCAGAGAUUGGGACAGGGGAAAAGUGGACUUUUUGGGCGAGUGGACGAGUCGGCGGCAGGAUGAUAGGGAGUCAGAGUUCACUCCUCCCUCUGUGUACUUCAGCGACGAUAAGAGACAGGGCUAUGGGAAAUGGGCCAAAAGGGAGCAGGACAAACCCAAAAUGGCCUUCAAGUGGUCAGAGGGGCAGGGUGGAGGGCAUAAGGAGCCACCUCAGGCCAAGCCCAAAAGUAGUUAUUUACCCCAGCCACAGUCAAGUACCCCUGUACCCUCUCAACCCACAAUGCUAUUCAUUGACUACAGCUCAGCGUUCAACACCAUAGUACCCUCAAAACUCAUCACUAAGCUAAGGAUCCUGGGACUAAAUACCUCCCUC